AUGAGGCUGAAAUCAUCGAGGUUAGGUUACCUAUUACUUCAAUUUAUGACUCUGUGUUUUUACACUCAGAUGACGAUGCAGUCCGUCUCUGUACCAAAUUUUAAGCACCAUGUAACGGAGCAGAGUCGCCUGUCGGACAGGAUGAGCCGGCGAUUAACAAGGACUUAUCAGCUCUAUAGCCGGACGAGUGGUAAACAUGUACAAGUCUUGGGCAAUAAGAGGGUCAACGCCAAUGGCGAGGAUGGAGAUAUUCAUGCUAAACUUGUUGUGGAAACCGACACGUUUGGAAGCCGGGUUCGAAUCAGAGGAGCGAAAACAGGAUACUACAUUUGCAUGAACAAGAGAGGCACGCUUACUGGACGGGUGAGUUUAAGUAAUUAAACAUCUGGUGUGUUUAUGUUGAAUUAUUCUGCAAAAUGAUAUUGUUGAAAUCAUACUUUGAGAAAUAUAGACAACUAAAUUGGUUCGAAUGGCACUAAUGAUAUCACAGGUAAACC
This is a messenger RNA of Sinocyclocheilus rhinocerous, 497 nucleotides long. Its product is annotated as fibroblast growth factor 8b-like. Bases 1 to 381 code for a protein of 126 amino acids. The transcript is spliced from 4 exons. NCBI's taxonomy places the organism in Eukaryota, Metazoa, Chordata, Actinopteri, Cypriniformes, Cyprinidae. The record is from RefSeq and is a predicted model, not a curated record. Gene Ontology annotation, molecular function: growth factor activity.